Molecule: messenger RNA, 5861 nt
Organism: Jaculus jaculus (lesser Egyptian jerboa)
Lineage: Eukaryota; Metazoa; Chordata; Mammalia; Rodentia; Dipodidae
Gene: Fam117b
Product: family with sequence similarity 117 member B
Exons: 8
Coding region: 277-2058 (593 amino acids)
Source: RefSeq, a predicted model, not a curated record
CGGCGACGGCGGCUGCACCACCUCGUUGCUGCCGGCCGCGGGCACGGGCACCUCCCGCACUGCCCCCCCCCCCACUCCCGCUAGAGUUCGGCUUCGUCACCCGGUGGCGGGGGUGGGUGGUGGUGGUGCCUUUCCUCCGGUCCCGAGCAUCCUCCCGUUGCCAGCCAACAACAACAACAAAGCCCUCCCGUGUCGUCCCGUCACCGGGGAGGGAAGCGGGCGGGAGUGUGUGUGUGUGUGUGUGUGUGUGUGUGUGUGUGUGUCGGGGGGGGAACCAUGUCCCAACGGGUGAGGCGCAAUGGGUCCCCCACACCGGCCGGCACCCUCGGGAGUGGUACGGUCGCCACAACCGGGGGACCUGGCAUCGGCCGCCUGCAGCCGAUGAGGGCGACGGUUCCGUUCCAGCUGAAGCAGCAGCAGCAACAUGGCAGCCCCACGCGGAGCGGCAACGGCGGUGGCAACAACAACGGCGGCUGCAGCGGAGGCGCCUCAGGCCUCUCCGGCGGCGGCGGUAGCGGCGGCCCGCGCACCGCGUCGCGCAGCACGAGCCCCACGCGCGGCGGCGGCGGCGGCGGCGGUGGCACGGCGGCGCGCAGCAGCCCCACGGUGGCCACGCAGACGGGCGCGUCCGCGACGUCCACUCGAGGCACCAGCCCCACGCGCGGCACGGCGCCCGGGGCUCGCGGAAGCCCUCCGAGGCCGCCGCCGCCUCCGCCUCUGCUGGGCACGGUGUCGUCGUCGUCGCCAAGCUCAUCGCCCACCCACCUGUGGACCCACGGUGAGGUGAGCGCGGCCCCACCCCCGGCCCGCGUCCGCCACCGGAGGAGGUCCCCCGAGCAGCGCCGCCCCUCCCCGGAGAAGAGGAGCCCGAGCGCCCCGCUUUGCAAAGCAGGUGACAAAACACACCCACCUUCCUCAAGCCCCUCCAGUAUUAUCCGUCGCACUUCCUCCCUGGACACACUUGCAGCCCCGUACCUUGCUGGGCACUGGCCUCGUGACAGUCGUGGGCAAGCUGCACCUUGCAUGAGAGACAAGGCUACACAAACUGAGAGUGCAUGGGCUGAAGAAUAUGCUGAAAAGAAAAAAGGGUCUCACAAGCGGUCAGCGUCCUGGGGCAGUACGGAUCAACUUAAAGAGAUUGCAAAAUUACGCCAGCAGUUGCAGAGAAGUAAACAUAGCAGUCGUCAUCAUCGAGAUAAAGAAAGGCAGUCUCCAUUCCAUGGCAACCAUGCAGCUAUUAACCAGUGUCAGGCUCCGGUUCCAAAGAGUACGCUCAUUCCAGUAAUUCCCAUCACCAAGUCAACAGGUUCUAAGUUCCGGAAUAGUGUGGAAGGACUGAAUCAAGAGAUUGAAAUAAUUAUUAAAGAAACUGGAGAAAAGGACGAGCAACUUAUACCACAAGAUAUUCCCGAUGGCCACCGCGCACCACCCCCCCUGGCGCAGAGAAGCAGCAGCACGCGCAGCGUUGACACGCAGACCCCGGGCGGGGCAGACAGGGGCAGCGACAGCAGCCGCUCCCAGUCCGUGUCCCCCACGUCCUUCCUCACCAUCUCCAACGAAGGCAGCGAGGAAAGUCCUUGUUCAGCUGAUGACCUGCUUGUUGAUCCCAGGGAUAAAGAGAAUGGAAACAACUCUCCUUUGCCAAAAUAUGCAACUUCACCAAAACCUAAUAACAGUUACAUGUUCAAAAGGGAACCUCCCGAGGGCUGUGAAAGAGUCAAAGUCUUUGAGGAAUGCUCGCCAAAACAGCUUCAUGAAAUCCCAGCCUUUUACUGUCCUGACAAAAACAAGGUGAAUUUCAUUCCUAAAAGUGGCUCAGCUUUCUGCCUCGUCAGUAUCCUCAAGCCACUCCUCCCCACACCGGAUCUUACUCUCAAGGGCUCCAGUCACAGCCUGACAGUCACCACUGGUGUGACAACCACUCUACUUCAGCCCAUCACUAUGGCCUCCUUGUCUACAAACACAGAGCAAGAGCGAGUCUCUCGGGGAACCAGUACAGUCCUGCCGUCCGCCUCCCUACACCCACCACCAGAACCAAUUGAGGAAGCGGAAGGAUAGGUCUGGGUGCAUGUGGCCCUGCUUCCUGGAAACCGAGAACCUCCUCAGAUCCCUUGACUAUGAUAGUAUCGUGUCCUCCCGGUUGGUCAUGAUAUGCUUCAGCUUUCCAGUGACGUGUGACAGCGAGGCUUCUGGAAGAAUGCAGCCCCUUUACUCUGCCUCACUCACAAAGGCCAACCCUCAGUGCUUAACUUGCUGCUGCUUCAAGCACUGGUCAAAAAAAGUAAGGUUGCAUUCUUUACUUGUGGAGGAACAAAAUCACAUUGUUUUUGUUUGUUUGUUUGCUUGUUUGUUUUCAAAUUAGACUUGGUUUAAAAAACAAACAAACACAAAACCUGAUCCCUGUAAACAUGAUUCCUGAAGGGAGGUGGUUGAUGCUGCAAGAACCAUCUUUUAUAUGAAAAUGACUUUUUAUAAUACCAAUGUUACAUUUUCUGAACGUAGCAAACAGGAUGUUCAGAAGACUCUGGUGGCCUCUGUUUCUUGUUUCCCUUUCUAGAUGUGCUAUUCUCAGCUGUUGUCAGCUUCGGGACCAAAGGGAUGUUGACAUUUUCCCAGCAAUGUUAAUCUCAUGACUGUGUUCUCCCAAAUAAGAAUUGAUAGGUAAAUGCAUUGAACAAGUAUAUAUAAAAAGAGAUACAAAGCAAUAUUCGUACAUUAUGUGAUUUAUGUUUUUUGAUGUCAAAAGUUUGUGCUUUGGGUGAAAUAUUUGUAAAACUGCUGUUAUCUGCACUACUCCUGUACACAUUUCACCAUAUGGUCAGAAAAAUUAAGUCUGAAGACAAGUGCUUUAAUACAUUCUCACCCAUAUUGGAACUUGGUUUAAAAGUCAGUAAGCCAAAAGGAAACUCUGAAGUGUUGAUUGCUCGCUAGGAGUAAGGAGCCCUUUGGUUUUCUGUGAAAUGUGUAUCACGUGCCCUCCUUUGCCAGGUGUCAUUUUACCUCUAAUCAUCACUGUAUCAUAGCCCCAAGAGACCCUAAAAAGGCUGUGCAUGGAUUUCCUCCUUCGCUUUUGUGAUGUUGUUGUCUUGUGGACUUGGUCGGGGUUAGUAGUUUGCAGGAGUGUGUAAUCCAUUGAAUAGCGACCGAUAGCCACAGAAUCUUGAGACGGACUUUUCCUUUACAGUGGUUGCCUACAGAUUUUGCUAGUUGCUUCUCCAUUAUUCCACACAUUGGGGAAAAUAGUUGAGAAGAUCUUGGGAGUAUAAACAGCAGGCACCUUUGAAAAAGCCACACAGUUUUAGAUUUGGGCUCAUCCUAAUAACCACUGCCAAUAUCACAUGACAGUAUUGAAUUUCUGGGCAUGUGGUAAUAGAAUUAAGGAGCAGCUCUUUUGAAACUAAUUUCAGCAGUGUUGGUUAAAACAGCGUCUUUUUAAUACCUUCAUAUACUAUAUUAUGGUGCAAUAAUUUAUUGUUCCUACAUAUAGGUAGAAAACAGUUUAAAGCCCUUAUAAAAGGGCUUUUGAAGGUAAAUUAUGUCAGCUUGUCCAGACAGACUCCAUCAAGGAAAACCUAGGCGUAGCAAUAAAUCUUCUGAAAGAUCGUACGUCCUUUAAAACAUGUGUAGGCAUUUUAAAAUAUUCUGUUUAGUUUUAUAUGAGGAUAUAUUUAGGUAAAUCACAUAGAUUCAAAUAAUUUGAAUGAAUCGGUCAGGUUUUAGUUGGUAGGACUGAUAAACUUUGGUACCUUUUCCAUCUAAAACUUAAUUUAAUGGGAACUAGUACAUUGCAGCUUCUAAGUCAGUAAAAGCUCAGUUAUUUGGGGGUCAAAAUUUUUGCGAGUACCUUGAUUCUUUGCCACAUUACAGCUUGACUGUACUGUACGAGCUUUGUCAGAGGUACAGACGGCAAGGCAAACCGAAGUCAGGUCGAGUGUGUGGGAACGCCACAGGAGGUGGUCAGCAGCAAGGUUUUGUGCAGGUUCUUUUUUAAGACCCAGUUGCGGUGUUUUGUUUUUAACUUGGAUUGAGUCUGUGGGCUUGUUUUCUUGUUUUUUUCCUUUGUCUUACACUUCAUUUCCUGUCUUAUCUCCAUCCCCACCAAUCACAAGGGCAUUUUACUCAAGUGUUACUUUGUAAGAGAUUUUCUUUAUUAUGUUGUACACAUUUGUCAAAUUCACAUGUUGGAGAGUUUCAUAUGUCCUUAAAGUAACUGAAAAUCAGAAUGGAACAAGUUUCAAAUUUAUUAUCUACAAUCUUGUAUGUGGAACUUUUUAGUCUAAUGUGUGGCUUUAAGGAGAAUGUGAAUUUGCAGGUAAAUUAAAUGUAUGGCAACCAGACAUAUCCCUUGGGUUAUGGAGAAGUAGAACCUGAGAUUUGAAAGAAGGGAAAAAAAGGUCUAAGGUGCAAAACAACUCAAAUGCCAAGGCCAAAGGGCUAAUUUUUAAGCAUAUAAGCUUUAUCACAGUCUUAAAAAAAUAUUAACCAUAGGUCCAUCUAGCCAUUUUAUUUAAUGCUUAGUUCUCAAAUUUUUUUUUUAAGUGGGUCUACUCUUGAUAGAAUACAUAUUAUAUCCUAAAAUAACACUCCAUAAUUACUAUGUUAUUCUGUAGAAAGCUGUACAGAAGGUAUAUAGAAUAGCUUCAAUGGGAAUAUAAUUUAAUUUUUUUCCAGUGCUGGGGAUCAAACCCAGGGCCUCAUGCAUGCUAAGCGAGUGCCAUCUAUUUCCCCAGCCCUUAAUUUAAAUUUUUAAUUAAAAAAUGUACUUCCAUUGCAGUAAAAGUAGGCGGUGCCGGGUGUGGUGGUGCAUGCCUUUAAUCCUAGCACUGGGAGGCAGAGGUAGAGGAUCACUAUGAGCUCACGGCCAACCUGAGGCUACAUAGUGAAUUCCAGGUAAGUCUAGGCUAGAGCGAGACCCUACCUCAAAACACCAAAAAGAAGAAAAGAAAGAAAAGAGGAUGGCAUGUAUCUUUUGGCCAAAGGAGCUGUUUUCUAGUUAUUUGUCAAUCUUAGUUAUUCUCUGCCCAUAAGUAGUUUCUUACUUGUAAUGGUAAAACUUGCAAAUUUCCUUUUUUAUAUGAUAAGUCUAUUACUUAUCAUUGCUUUUGUGGGCGAAUGUUUAAAAAAUAGUGGGUUUGCCUUCUUUGGUUAAAUGUGGUGUGAAUGCCAAAAAAUUAGUUUUGAACCAGAUUUUUCAUUUUGUUUACAAUAUUUCUUACACUUAGGACCAUGACCAAAUCACUUCUAGAAGGUGCUAUUGUUAACUGGGGAAUAUCUGGCAACAAUGAAAGGCUGCUUUUUUUUUUUUAAUAGCUUUCACUGGAAGGUUUAAAAAACAAAAGGCAGAAUUAAUAGCCUUCUCUCUGUCCAGGAUUAGGAAUAGGAUGUCAGAAUUUUAAGGAAAAUAAAGAGAAAUUGCCACUAUUCGGUUUACUGUUCUAACCUUCAGAUUCAUUCCUUAUGUUGGGUUUUGGUAUGUCAAAACUGGACCAGUGGAAAUGCUAAAUUCGCAAAAUCAAGCUAAGAAUACUUGCCUCCGCACUUUAAGGUUUAUGUUUUACUCUGCCUCAAUUUAAGCAGAGUAGCCCUAAACAAUUUUUGUUUAUACAGUCCUAUUGAAGAAUAUAUAAUUUAUGUUUUUUAAACUGCAUCUUUUGUCUCUGUUGAAGCUGUGUAAAUCUUUUUUUAAAAAGUAAUUUUUUAAAACAAUUUGUUUUCUAGCAAAAUUCUCCCUGUGCAGACAUCAUUUCCAGUGGUAAAAGUAUUGCUACUAUGUACUUAUGUACUCCCUGAACCUGAACACUUACUGCUGCCUCACAAGAAAAUAGAACUUUUAUGUUAAAAAUAAAGUCUGUUCUUCUUGA